AUGGAGAUAGUGGGAGAUUUCGAGUACAGCAGGAAGGACUUGGUGGGACACGGGGCCUUCGCAGUGGUCUUUAAAGGACGCCAUAGAAAGAAAACGGACUGGGAGGUAGCUAUCAAGAGCAUCAACAAGAAGAACCUGUCCAAGUCCCAGAUCCUGCUCGGCAAAGAGAUCAAAAUCCUCAAGGAGCUGCAGCAUGAGAACAUAGUGGCUCUUUACGACGUCCAGGAAACUCCAAACUCUGUGUUCCUGGUGAUGGAGUACUGUAACGGAGGAGACCUGGCCGACUAUCUCCAAGCCAAAGGCACCCUACGGGAGGAUACGCUCCGUGUGUUCCUGCAGCAGAUCUCCGCAGCCAUGAGGAUCCUCCACAGUAAAGGGAUCAUCCACCGAGACCUGAAGCCUCAGAACAUUCUGCUGUCGUACGCCGGCCGCAAGAAGUCUGGGGUCAGCGGCAUCCGGGUCAAGAUUGCGGACUUUGGCUUUGCACGGUAUCUACAGAGCAACAUGAUGGCAGCCACACUGUGCGGAUCUCCUAUGUACAUGGCUCCAGAGGUCAUCAUGUCUCAGAACUACGAUGCCAAAGCAGAUCUGUGGAGCAUCGGAACUGUCAUCUACCAGUGCCUCGUGGGGAAACCUCCGUUCCAGGCCAACAGCCCUCAGGAUCUGCGUCUGUUUUAUGAGAAGAACAAGAACCUGCAACCCAUAAUUCCCCGGGAGACGUCUGCUCCGCUCUCAAACCUUCUUCUGGGUCUGCUGCAGCGGAACCAGAAGGACCGCAUGGACUUUGACUCCUUCUUCAGUCAUCCAUUCCUCGAGUCUCCAGUCACCAUUAAAAAAUCGUGUCCGGUGCCGGUGCCCAGUGCUUCCAUGACGGUGACCGACAGCUCCUGUGGCAGCUCGCCCUGUAUCCGCUACAACUCUCCUCCGUCUCUCCCAGACAUGCAGACCCUGGCGGAAGAGCUCUCGUCUCCCCCGAUGGGACCUCCCAACUUCCUGCAGUUGUCGAAGGAGUCGGCGGGGAGCACCAGCAGCAAGAACUCCUCCUGCGACACAGACGACUUUGUGCUCCUCCCACACAUCUCUGCAGACAGCUACGACCAGAUGGGACCACGACGAGCCUCCAGUGAGUUCCUGAUGUGCGGAGGGUGA
Molecule: messenger RNA, 1149 nt
Organism: Knipowitschia caucasica
Lineage: Eukaryota; Metazoa; Chordata; Actinopteri; Gobiiformes; Gobiidae
Source: the annotation of a GenBank genome assembly